GUUUUUACCAGUGCCAGAACCAGAAGUGUACCUAGCAAGUCCUAAACGAAGUCGUUUAAAAAAUUAAGCUGGACAAUGCCACCCAAGCGAAGGAAGUCCUCACAAGCCGUACCCAAUCAAAAUAAAAAACCGAGAGAUGGGAAAAAUAAACACAAAAUGGCGGCCAAUCAGCUCAACGUUGCAGAGUUACGCGCACUGUUGCAAGCUGCACUCGAGGAGCAAGGAGAAACGGUUGGAACUUCUGGUUACGCGUACGUUGCAAUUGAAGACAAAACCGUUGACUCAUUGCAAAUGGAAUCACAAGAUCCGUUAUCCAAUACACCGCAGGAAAAGGAAACCAAGCGAGACUUCCGCAGAAUUAAGUGCUGUCCCAUCGUUUGAGCAAUUGAAUUCUGAAAAUGUGGUAGUUGAGGAAAUUACGAUUUUCGACUCCAAAGCUUUCGUUCAACAUUCCACAGAAGUAUCAGAAGAGCAAUACGAUCAUCCGAAAAUCAUCGUUCAACCCAAAUCAGAUGCCGCCAGCGGAAGUAAUAUGCCUGUUACGCAGGAACAGGGAAACGCUGGAAAAACACAACAAGCUUUUGGAUUUCCGUUGUUUGGAUCAUCAUCCGAACAGAGAACCACUAAUCAAAA
Messenger RNA from Armigeres subalbatus, 633 nucleotides. RefSeq lists its product as uncharacterized. The coding region runs from base 76 to 381 and encodes 101 amino acids. The record is from RefSeq and is a predicted model, not a curated record. The transcript has 3 exons. NCBI's taxonomy places the organism in Eukaryota, Metazoa, Arthropoda, Insecta, Diptera, Culicidae.